AUGAGUUCCGCCCAAGUGGACUCUGUUCGUAAUAUGUGGGGUGUGUCAGUGCCGCAACUGGCAUUCGAAUACGAGCCACUUCUGCACACUUUAUUAGCGCUGGGCGCAGCCCAUCGAGCAACCCUAUUACCGCAGGAAGCCAGUUCCCUGCGCCCGGUCUAUCAUGCAUAUAUUGAUUCGGCUAUUCGCCGACACCGCCCUGUGACAGCAAAUCCGGACCAUACCGUCACUGAAGCAGUCUGCAUGAACACCGUUCUUCUCUCGUUAUAUACCCUUUUUCUUCGGUCGGAGCCCUCGACGGCACCGUAUGAUCCUCCAGUUAUGUGGCUUUCUUUAGCGUACGGCAUUCGCAUAGUAUUGAAAAAUGUCUAUGAUCAGCUGAUCACAAAUAACUCGCCCUUGUGCCCCUUGCUUCAAGCCCAGCCCGCGAUGUGGAAAAGUGCCGAUCGCACUCAGCGGAUCUAUAAUGGAGAUAUGAAGCCUUUAAGGUUCCUACUUCAUUAUCGUCCGGAAGAUGACUGCCUGGAUAGUGCAGCAUUUUCUGUUUAUGAGGAGGGUAUUGCAUAUUUGGAAAGAUUUUACAUUGCUGUGCAGAAAGGGGAACCUGUUCAUAUACUCCGACGCAUGUUUAGUGGUUUCCCUCCGGUAAUUCCUCAGCCUUUUAUUGGAUUCGUUGCUGAGAGAAGGCCGCGAGCGCUCGUUAUGUUGGCUUACCUUUUUGCGUUGGUCAAGGAGUUUGAAGAUAUAUGGUGGCUUCGUGGGAUCCCUGAGCGAGAGGUUCGAGGACUUAACAGCAUCAUUCCUGCUGAGUGGAAUUGCAUGAUGAUUUGGCCUCUACACGUGGUGUCUAUAGGGACGACUUCUUGUGAGGAAGUGCCAAUACAAAUGGCCGGCGCUGUCGUGUCCGAUAUCCAUGCAUCAUGA
Molecule: messenger RNA, 924 nt
Organism: Penicillium nucicola
Lineage: Eukaryota; Fungi; Ascomycota; Eurotiomycetes; Eurotiales; Aspergillaceae
Exons: 1
Coding region: 1-924 (307 amino acids)
Biological process (GO): regulation of transcription by RNA polymerase II
Molecular function (GO): DNA-binding transcription factor activity, RNA polymerase II-specific
Source: RefSeq, a predicted model, not a curated record